Racocetra fulgida is the source of this 447-nucleotide messenger RNA. Lineage: Eukaryota; Fungi; Glomeromycota; Glomeromycetes; Diversisporales; Gigasporaceae. The record is from the annotation of a GenBank genome assembly.
AUGAAAUACUUUAGACUCUUUACAAAAAGUGAAUCAGAAAAAAUAAAGGAAAAGGUACUCAGUGCUUUAAAGCUACUGGCAGAAACUUCACCACAUAUAGAAAAUCUUAAUGAAGUGGAAAGAGGUGAAUACAUUUCUGCUAUUCUUCAUAGUGUCACCUCUACCUUCGAAGGACCAAAAGUAAUAGUGUACAGAGAAUAUUCUCUAUCUGGCACUAAUGGUAAAGGUCGAUUUGAUUUUAUCAUUAUACAGGUAUUUACAAAGAUUAGUACCGAUGAUGAAAUAAGUGACAGCGAGCCAAUCGAACUGCCUUUGAACAAUUUUAUAACAGAUAAAAACAGUCUAAAUAGUAUAAGAUCUUUGUUUGUGAUGAUUCAGAAAAUACUUUCUGACAAAAUAGAAAGUUUUGAAGAAAAGCCACAAACAAAGAGACAAAAACUUGCUUAA